GUACCGGGUAUCUCGUCAAGUCGUUUGAGAUGACAGAAGACGGGAAGUUCCGAAUUGAGAAGUUCGAUGGUACAGAUUUCAGUUGGUGGAGAAUGCAAAUUGAAGAUUUGCUGGUUCAGAAAGAUUUGGACGUGGUUUUGGGUGACAAGCAAGAAAAAAUGUCGGAUGCAGAUUGGGCAGGUUUGGAUCGGAAAGCAAUGUCCGUGAUCUGUCUCUCAUUGACUAAGAAUGUUGCGUUCAACAUUCUGAAGGAGAAGACAACGAAGGGAAUUAUGGACGCACUGUUUAGCAUGUACGAGAAGCCAUCUGCAACGAAGAAAGUUUUUCUGAUCAGAGAGCUGGUGAAUGCAAGAAUGAAAGAAGGCACUUCUGUUACCGAGCAUAUCAAUAAGCUAAAUUCGAUCUUAACCAGACUUGCGUCAGUGGGCAUUAAGUUCGAUGAUGAAGUUCAAGCUUUGCUACUGCUAUCGUCUUUACCUGAUAGUUGGUCCGGAAUGGUUACAGUGGUUACCGGUUCAGUGGGACCCGAUGGAUUCACCUUUGAUCAGAUUCGAGAUCUCGUUCUUGGUGAGGAUGUCAGAAGAAAGAGUUCUGGGGAGUCAUCUGGUGAAUUGCUUCAUGUUAGUAGAGGCAGAAGAAAUAGCAGAGGUAGUGGGAGCAGGAACAGACGAAGGAGUCAGUCGAAGACUCGGGAUAGCUCAGGCGUAACGUGCUGGAAGUGCAAGGAGGUGGGGCAUUUUAGGAAUCAGUGUCCGAAUGAUAAUAAAGUGAACAUUGCUAAAGACUCUGCGAGUGGCGAGGAGGUCAAUCUGACUUGCUGUGAGGAAAGCAAUGUGGAUUCCUGGGUCAUGGAUUCUGGUGCUUCAUUUCAUGCUACCCACAACGGUGAAGCAUUACAGAAUCUGGUUAUUGGAGACUAUGGAAAGGUACGACUAGCGGACGACAGAGCUCUUGAGGUGACGGGCAUGGGUGACAUGAUGUUGAAGACCUCAGUCGGUUUCUGGACUUUGAAGGAUGUCAGAGUGGUUCUAGCCUUGAAGAAAAGUUUGAUUUCUGUCAGGCAGUUAGACGAACAUGGACACGAGGUGAAGUUCAGAGAUGAGCAGUGGAAGGUCGUGAAGGGAAAUCUUGUCAUGGCCUGUGGAAAGAAGAGAGGAUCGCUGUAUAUGGUCGAGUUACCAUCUGAGGGAGUGACCGUUCCAGUUCAGAAGAGAAACAAAGUCCGGUUCACAGAGUCUCGUGGGCAGAAUAAGGUUGUCUGUGCAAGAGAGAAACCUAGAGCCACUGGUCAGACUCAGGAUGAACGAGCAUGGAAAGGUUCAAGGGGGCCAGUCAGAGGUAUUUGUGGCAGUGGGAGCUCAAGAGGCGCUUCAGCCAAGUUGCCUAGAAGACAGUGGGUCAGGAGAACCAGUAUUCCAGCUGUUGGAACAUCUCCAGAAAAUUUCUUGCUGAGAGAGCUUCAACGGGCCUUUCAGUUGUCUGAUGAAAGGGCCGCUGCAACAGGAGCGUUGUGGAAGAUUACUCGAUGUACAGGCAAUCGUGGUGGAUGGCAGUUGAUGAUUAUCAAGCCUCCAAGUGGGAGAAUGUUGGGUUUUGUGGAGGCUAGAUACGUUUGGGCCCGAUUUGGAUCGGCCUGUCUUAUUUUUAGCCCGUUUGUCUCUUGUUUCUUGGGGAACAAGUUUCGUAAUCCUAGGUUUUUCUCCUAUAUAUUAGCCCUUGUACUUGUAAUUCCGCUCAGAGUAUGCCACUAUCCAGAAAAUGCUCCUGGUAUUGACAGAUUUAAGAUAGAUAUGAACACAUUACAUCCUAUUUUAGCCGAAUGUCGUGUUUUAAAGUCAGAUUUAGAGCUUGCUCUCAUCCAGUUUGCCAAUGAUAUAAGCUCUGAAGCUCAUAUUGAGGUUAUGAGGAAUAUAAAAGUGGGUAUGAAAGAGUAUCAAUUAGAGAGCAUGUUUCUUCAUCAUACAUACUUUUUUGGUGGUUGCAGACAUUGUUCAUAUACAUGUAUUUGUGCUACCGGUGAAAAUAGUUCUGUUCUCCAUUAUGGGCAUGCAGCAGCUCCAAAUGACAAGAUACUGCAAGAUGGAGAUAUGGCCCUGCUCGAUAUGGGAGCUGAGUACCACUUCUAUGCUUCAGAUAUAACUUGUUCUUAUCCUGUGAAUGGGAAAUUCACUCCUGACCAAGCUCUCAUAUAUAAUGCUGUCCUUGAUGCUCAUGAUGCUGUUAUAUCUACUUUGAAACCUGGAAUUUGUUGGGUUGACAUGCACAAGUUAGCAGAAAAAGUAAUAUUAGAGUCAUUGAAGAAAGGGAACCUAUUAGAGGGUGAUGUUGAGACAAUGAUGGGUGAGAGAUUGGGUGCUGUGUUUAUGCCUCAUGGUCUGGGCCACUUCCUUGGUAUUGAUACUCACGACGUUGGGGGUUACUUGAAGGGAGCAGAGAGACCCAAAGAACCAGGAUUGAAUUCUCUACGUACCAGCAGGGAACUCUCCGAGGGAAUGGUGAUAACAGUGGAACCUGGAUGCUACUUCAUUGAGGCAUUACUACUCCCUGCAAUGGAAUCCUCAAAAACAUCCAAGUUUUUCAAACACGAAAUCAACAGAUUCAGAGGAUCCGGUGGUGUUAGAAUUGAGAGUGAUGUGCGGAUUACCACGAAUGGGUGCAUAAACAUGACCAAGUGCCCUCGAAAGAUUGAAGACAUUGAAGCUGUGAUGGCAGGCGCUCCGUGGACUAUCGAUUGAGCAUGCAACAUUACUCGUGUAGAGUUGUCGUUGUUGGUCACAACCAAUUGGUUUGGUUGUGUUAUUUACUUCAUUUAGACCAGUUGCAGGAGGAUGGUAACUACUAACUAGUGUAUUUUAGUGGCUAAUAUUUUUUUUAGUUUUUUUUAAAACUUUGAAUGGAGUAAAGGUUUGAAUUUCUUGUCUUUUUAGUGGUGCCGAUGUACAAUGUUUUAUUCGUUUUAUGCCUAUAACUAAAUAGUUCUACCAAGG
Messenger RNA from Cuscuta campestris, 2987 nucleotides. NCBI's taxonomy places the organism in Eukaryota, Viridiplantae, Streptophyta, Magnoliopsida, Solanales, Convolvulaceae. The record is from the annotation of a GenBank genome assembly.